Messenger RNA from Penicillium taxi, 855 nucleotides. RefSeq lists its product as uncharacterized. Lineage: Eukaryota; Fungi; Ascomycota; Eurotiomycetes; Eurotiales; Aspergillaceae. The coding region runs from base 1 to 855 and encodes 284 amino acids. The transcript is spliced from 2 exons. The record is from RefSeq and is a predicted model, not a curated record. Gene Ontology annotation, molecular function: oxidoreductase activity; zinc ion binding.
AUGUCUAAUAUUCCCAACAUCCAACAAGCAGCUGUGGUGCAAAACCCGGGUCCUAAUCCCACCAUCCUUCUCCGCGAUAACAUCGCAGUUGGAGAGCCCGUUCGUGCGCUAUUAAAAUAUGGCGUAUAUAACCCGAUUAUCGGCCACGAAGGCGUAGGAAUUGUGGUCAAGUCCGGAUCCAAUGUUUCAUUAUCUCUGCUGAAUAAACGAGUGGGAGUCAAAUGGCUGUAUAAUGCCUGCAACCAGUGCUCAGUCUGUCAGCGAGGUUUUGUACACAACUGUCCCAAGCAGCUUAAUACGAGCCGGCAUGUUCCCGGCACAUUACAGCAAUAUGCGCUUGCCGACGCGAGAUUUCUCACCCGAAUCCCUGACGGACUUGCAGACGAGAUUGCAGCUCCACUACUCUGCGCCGGUCUCACAAUGGCAGGCGCACUGUCGCAACUAGACAAGGAAUUACAAGCUGGGGAUUGGGUUGUGAUCUCUGGAUCCGGCGGUGGACUGGGCCAUGUGGGAGUACAGAUUGCAUCUCGGGUGCAAAAGUUUCGAGUGAUUGGCAUCGAUACCGGCGACGACAAACGAAAAAUCAGCUUUGAAUCCGGUGUGACAGCAUUUAUCGAUUUCCGUACAGAAGAUGUCGCAGCGCGGGUGUUGCAAUUGACUGGAGAGGGAGCUCAUGCAACCGUUGUUGUGCCGGGCAAGAAAGAAGCAUUUCGAACUGCUCCGUCGGUCGUUCGGAACAUGGGGCAUAUCAUCCUAGUUGGUUUACCAGAGAAUACAUUUGAGCUUCCCAUUUCUGCAUCGGUUUGUUCUGCACGAGGUGAGUGGUUGCGCUUGUCAUUUUCAAGACUAUACUAA